GACUUCACGUCUGAGUCUGACACCGCCACUUGAUUGGCGUUCACAAUUCAUCCUUUCUACUUAUCUGUAUUCUGAUUUGUGGGUGGCUCCGCGUUCUGAAGCUGCGACUGAAGAGUCUCGAAUGAUCUUCCACUCUCCAGUCUCCUGUUCAGCUUUGCUCAGGGAUUACAAUUCUUUCUUGUUGUUUUGGGUUGUGAAACUCACAUGGCGUGCCAGCUGCGGGACUGAAGCACAAGCACCGACGUUGCUAUGACUGUAGGCAACGGUUCGUUCCGCGCUCCUCUUGAGUGGAAGUUUUCUCAGGUCUUCGGCGAACGAGCUGCCGGAGAGGAUAUUCUGGAUGUUGAUAUCAUUUCUACAAUUGGAUUCGAUAAGACUGGUGAUAACCUUGCCGUUGGAGAUCGAGGUGGUCGUGUUAUUAUAUUUGAAAGAAACGACGGGAAGGAUACUUCAAAAGACUUCCUUACUCGGAAUAAGUUGGAACAGUUGAAUCUUUCUCCUGCAUUUCAUCCUCCUCGAUACCAAUACAAGACUGAAUUUCAGAGUCAUGAGCCCGAGUUCGAUUACUUGAAGAGUUUGGAAAUUGAAGAGAAGAUUAAUGAAGUAAGUUGGUGUGUAUCACCCAAUGGAUCUCGCUUUAUCCUUUCAACAAAUGACAAGACCAUUAAACUGUGGAAGGUUAAGGAUCAUAAGGUGAAAACUGUUAAAGAGAUGAACCCCAAUCGAUUUGUGAGUUCAGAGAAUGCACUUUUGGCAGAAACCAGUUUCACUAGUGAACCUAACAAACUACCUCUUUCCAAUGGCUGCCAUUGGGAAUGGUCAGGGAAUAUGGCAAAGAACAACGUAGCAUCUAAAGACAUUCAUGCCAUGAUUGCUGAUCCAGACAGCACUUCUCAGAGAAGAUGCCGUAAGGUGUAUUCUCAUGCUCAUGAUUUUAAUAUUAACUCCAUUUCUAGCAAUAGUGAUGGUGAGACAUUCAUUUCUGCAGACGACUUGCGAAUAAACUUAUGGAACCUUGAGAUUAGUAAUCAGUGCUUCAAUAUCAUUGACAUGAAGCCUUCAAACAUGGAGGAUCUGACAGAGAUCAUAACAUCGGCUGAAUUCCAUCCUCUGCACUGUAAUCUUCUUGCGUACAGCAGCUCAAGGGGUUUUAUUCGUCUAGUAGACAUGCGCCAGUCUGCAUUAUGUGAUCGUAGUGCAACUCUAUUACGAGCUGAAGAAUUGAGUCGACCAAAAUCAUUUUUUACGGAGAUCAUUUCAUCCAUCUCUGAUAUAAAAUUUUCAAGCGACGGGAGAUUUAUCAUUAGUCGGGAUUACAUGAAUUUAAAGCUCUGGGAUAUCCACAAGUGUUCUUCUCCACUUGCAGUAUUCAAGAUUCAUGAGCACCUGCGACCUAGGCUGUGUGAGCUGUAUGAUAACGAUUCCAUAUUUGAUAGAUUUGAAUGCUGCCUCAGUGGCGACGGGCUUCACUUUGCAACUGGAUCUUAUAGCAAUCAAUUACGGAUGUUCUCUUAUGGCUCUGGAAGUGCGGACGGUAUCACUACUGAAGCGGGAAAAGUUCCUGAUAGGAAGCCACUUCUCCAGCCCACUCGGCGGGCUAGAAGGUCGUCUUUAAGCAACCUGACACGUGAAUUUUUUCGGCAUGGCAAUGAACAUUCAAGCUCAGGCCGUAAUGAAGCUUCUGUUGACCUGAACUCCAAGUUGCUUCAUCUAGCGUGGCAUCCAACAGAAAAUUUAAUAGCAUGUGCUGCUGGGAGUGGCCUGUUCAUGUAUUAUGCAUAGUCCCCUGUAAUAUUUGUAGUUGAAAAGUAUCCUUUAAACAGGAGUCGUUCUUUCUUUUCAAAUUAUGGGUGUAGAGAAAUAAUAGCCUAGGAUAUAUUCUCCAGCAAGGAAGUGUAUUAAUAAAGAACAAUAUGUGUGUGUAUAUAUAAUGACUAGAUGAAAUUCUAUCAUAUUCAGGACAAUCCAACAAGGUUCUAGUUUUUCGAGAAAA
This is a messenger RNA of Momordica charantia (bitter melon), 1993 nucleotides long. RefSeq names its product serine/threonine protein phosphatase 2A 55 kDa regulatory subunit B beta isoform. Gene Ontology annotation, molecular function: protein phosphatase regulator activity; protein binding. The record is from RefSeq and is a predicted model, not a curated record. Lineage: Eukaryota; Viridiplantae; Streptophyta; Magnoliopsida; Cucurbitales; Cucurbitaceae. Gene Ontology annotation, cellular component: protein phosphatase type 2A complex.